Molecule: messenger RNA, 8316 nt
Organism: Lepus europaeus (European hare)
Lineage: Eukaryota; Metazoa; Chordata; Mammalia; Lagomorpha; Leporidae
Gene: POFUT3
Product: fucosyltransferase 10
Exons: 5
Coding region: 373-1812 (479 amino acids)
Cellular component (GO): Golgi membrane
Molecular function (GO): alpha-(1->3)-fucosyltransferase activity
Source: RefSeq, a predicted model, not a curated record
CCGCCUCCGCCAUUCCAACCUCUCCUUUCCCGGGCUUCCGCUGAGCUCGCGCGGGGGCGCAAACUGAAAGUGAGAAGCCGGGGCGGCCGCCGCCGGGGACAGAUUUUUGGUUGCCUUAUUGUUUGAAGACUCUCCAGCUGCUCUGAUGGUAGCUUAAGAAGACCGCACUCUGUGGCCGCCCCAUGCCCAGCCAGGCCCACUCAGAACCUUGGAUCUCUCUCCUUCAUGGAUACCAGGUCCCAGCAGGAAUGGCAGGGCUGGAAAUUGGCACCCAGAUGGUUCCUCUGCGGGAAGUUGUCUUGGGCAAUGGGCUGAUGCGAGAACACCUGGUGCCCAGCCCGGCCCCCUGUCAGUCACCCAGGGCAGGGCAGCAUGGUGCGGGUUCAGAGGAGGAAGCUGCUGGCAUCUUGCCUGUGUGUUGCUGCGACCGUCUUUCUGCUCGUCACACUCCAGGUGGUGGUGGAGCUGGGGAAAUUUGAAAGGAAGAAGUUUAAAAAUCCCAAGUUGCAAGUCGGACAUAUGGAAAUGGAGGAAGAGCCCGAACAUCUCCAUCCGUUCCUCAAGAAAGAAGAACUGACCUUGACAAAUAAAGUGGAGGAGGAUGGCUUCCCGGUCAUGCUCUGGUGGACCCCACUGACUGGGGAGGCAGGGCGGCUGGGCCAGUGUGGGGCGGACGCCUGCUUCUUCACCGUCAACCGGACCUACGCGGAUCACCCCAUGACCAAGGCGUUCCUCUUCUACGGUACCGACUUUAACAUAGACAGCCUACCUCUGCCUCGGAAAGCCCACCACGACUGGGCCCUUUUCCACGAAGAGUCCCCGAAAAACAACUACAAACUGUUUCAUAAGCCAGUCAUCACCUUAUUCAACUACACCGCCACCUUCAGCCGGCACUCGCACCUGCCGCUGACAACCCAGUACCUGGAGGGCGUAGAAGCCCUGACGUCACUCCGCUACCUCGUUCCUCUGCAGACCAAGAACGACCUGCGGAAGAGACUUGCUCCCCUGGCCUACGUGCAGUCGGACUGCGACCCGCCGUCCGACAGGGACAGCUAUGUCCGCGAGCUGAUGACCUACAUCGAGGUCGACUCCUAUGGCGAAUGUUUACGGAACCAGCAUCUCCCUCAGUCCCUGGGAAACCCAUCUUCCAUGGAUGCUGACGGCUUUUACAGGAUCAUCGCGCAGUACAAGUUUAUCCUUGCCUUUGAGAAUGCGGUCUGCGACGACUACAUCACAGAGAAGCUCUGGAGACCCCUGAAACUGGGAGUGGUCCCCGUGUAUUACGGAUCCCCCAGCAUCGCGGACUGGCUCCCCAGCCCCCAAAGCGCUGUUCUCGUCUCCGAGUUCCCUCACCCCAGAGAGCUGGCGAGGUACAUCAGGCGGCUGGAUUCUGAUGACGGGUUGUACACGGCCUACACAGAGUGGAAGCUCAAGGGGGAGAUCUCUAACCAGCGGCUCCUGGCAGCCCUCAGGGAGCGGCAGUGGGGCGUGCAGGACGUCACCCAGGACAAUUACAUCGAUGCCUUUGAGUGUAUGGUGUGCAGCAAGGUGUGGGACAACCUGAGGCUUCAGCAAAAGGGCUUACCACCCAAAAGCUGGAAGGCAGAAGUCAGCCACCUGAGCUGCCCAGAGCCUACCGUGUUUGCUUUCUCGCCUGUGACUGCUCAGGCUCCGCGUCGGCGCUCUUUGCGGGAGAUGUGGAUCCCAAGCUUCCGGCAGUCGAAGAGAGAAGCCCAGGCCUUGCGGUGGCUGGUGGAUAGGAAUCAAAACUUUUCCACUCAAGAGUUUUGGGCCUUAGUGUUCAAGGACUAAUUUCAGAAAGUGUCGGAAUGACACAGAACAGAGCCUUGUUGGGGUUUCUUUUCUAGGUUGCCUUAAUAGUUGCAUAUGAUAGCUAUCAUGUUGACUGUCACUAGGGGAAGAAUUAUUGCUGCUGUACUCAUCAUGAGCCCAAUCAAGUCAUAGAUUUGAACCUUCCUUAGGGGUUGCCGCCGUAUUUUUUAUACUAAGAAAGUCAAUGCAUCUCACAGACUCUGGUCCUCUUUGGUUUCCUCAUCUGGACCCAUACUUAUUACCUUUGAAUAGUGACUCCUCUGAUGUACAUGGUGGAGGUGAAGGUUCUGGCUGUGGAUUUUUUGGGUACUUAACCAUCAAUAGCUUAUUGGUAAUUGACAAGCCUAAUAUGCUGAUGCUCAAUGUGAGCAUGAAACACACCGGACCUUGGCAAUGACACAGACCAUCUGUUGGUUUCCAGGGAUGUAAGUACUAAACACUGUGCCAAGUUUAUCUGCUGUCCACCACCUUCAAAAGAACAUGGACAUGGGCACCGGUUCUAGUUCUGGCUGCUCCUCUUCCAAUCCAGCUCUCUGCUAUGGCCUGGGAAAGCAGUAUAAGAUGGCCCAAGCUCUUGGACCCCUGUACCUGCGUGGGAGACCUGGAGGAAGCUCCUGGCUCCUGGCUCCUGGCUUCUGAUCGGCACAGCUCUGGCUGUUGUGGCCAUCUGGGGAGUGAACCAGUGGAUGGAAGACCUCCCUCUGCCUUUCAAAUAAAUAAAUAAAUCUUUAAAAAAAAGAACACAGGCAUAUCUACCUUCUCUGUAAUCUCCAUCACCUCUCCAAUCUUUUAUGUCUUCAGCUUGCUAGUGGCCUUCCCACAUUGCCCCUUCAAAGUGAAAUGUCUUGCAUAGACGUGACUCUUCCUUGUGUAUUUUGAUCAGAUGCAGUCGAUUGCUCCUUAUACUGGUGAACAGAAUAACAAUGAGAUUUGGGUGAUUCAGACUGAACAACAUGACUGCAAAAGUGAACACCCCCAGUCCCUCCAGCUGUGUUGCAGCUGAUGUGUCUUGGAUGAUGUACAGCCUGUCGUGCUGGGCAACCACAGGCAUUUGGUUUGUGAGCACUGCCUGUCCUUUGUGCUCUGGUCACAGAGCAGGUUCAGCUGUCUUGUCUAGGGUGUCUCUUGGAGCUCGACAAAAGCAAGAGGAAACAAGACUGGUUAACAUUUUAUCUCCCUGUAAGGGUGAGGUGGCUUCUGAAUUCUACCAAUGCUUUUUAGCCACCUGAUGGGUCAUGGCUUCUGAAUUCUUUAUUGGUACUAGGGUCCGGGAAGAGUCUGAUAUUCAAGUCUAUGGUGUGGUGCAAAGUGGAAAGUUGAAGAGCUCCCAUGGUAGCAGUGGCCCUCUUAUUGCAGUGCCAUUGUGUCUGGCAGAAAUCAAUGUCCUCUUCACAGAGCACUCUCUCUGGCAGUGGCAGCCAGUGUUUGGGAAAUGAGGACUAAAAUUAGCAUUUUUUUUCCUCUGAAAUUUUUAGUUAUCUUGCAGAGAGGGAAGGGGGGAAGGAGACUGAGAGAAAGAGGAGAGAGAAACACAGAUCCCAUCUGCUGAUCACCCCUCCUACCCCUGCAUACCUGCAAUGGCUUAGCCAAGCCCUGGAAACUCAAUUCAGGUCUCCUAUAUGUGUGUUGGAACCUAAUAUCUGAGCUAUUCCUGCUGCCUCAUAGGGUCUGCCUUAGCUGAAAGCUGGAAUCAAGAGCUAGAGCCAGGCAUUGACCCUAGGCAUUCCAAUAUGGGACAUAUCUCUCAUGUUUUAGCCAUUAGGCUAAAUGCUUGCUCCAGCACACUUCUUAUAAGAAGGGUCACAUUUCUGAGUGGGAAGUGUUUAUAACUGAAUUCUUCCCAAUGCCAGCCCUGCCACUAACUAAAUAUGAUCUUAGACAAAUCUCCCACCCUCCUUGAGCAUUAUUUUUGCAUCUAAAAAAAAGUGAUUGAGCUGGUCUUGGGGGGCUGUUUUCUAUGUAACAUUGAUUAUUUAUCAAAAAUUAAGAAGUUUGCUUUUGGAGCUGGGUUGUGGCAUAGCGAGUAAAGCUGUCACCUAUGACACCAUUAUGCUUACCAUAUGGGUGCUGCUGGGAGUCCUGGCUCCCCCACUUUUGAUCCAGAUCCCUGCUAAUGGCUUGGAAAAAGCAGCAGAUGGUGGCCCAAGUGCUUGGGUCCCUGCCACCCAUGUGGGAGACCUGAAAGAAACUCCUGAUUCUUGGCUUUGGCCUGACCCAACCCUGGCUGUGGCAGCCAUCUGGGGAAUGAACCAGUGGAUGGAAGAUCUUUCUCUGUCUUACUCCCUACCUCUUUCUGAAACCCUGAUUUUCAAAUAAAUAAAAAUGAAUUUUUAAAGAAAAGGUUUACUGUUAUAAGUGUUUUUAUUAAGGCAGUAACAAAAUCUUUGAGAGCUACUGUGUUAUUCAGGGAAGUAUGUUCUUUGGAGGGAAGACCAUUCUUUUUGGAUAAUAUCGAGGCAGAGGGAACUUGGUCUUUCUGCCAUUUUAUCUGAUACUAUUCAAGUAGUAAGAAUUUUGUUUGCUAAAGGCAAUGUUUUAAGUUUUAUACUAAAUGAAGUGGGUUUUUUUUUGAACCCUCAAAAUAAAGCCCAAGAGAUUGAUUUUGCCACUGGUAAGCUGUCAUGAGAGCUUUGGUUCUUCUGCCUAAAUGCCCGAAACAGAUGCCCACUGCUUAUUAUGCUGCCUGUAUGUCCUAAACCUCGUAUGUGGGGGCCGGUGCUGUGGCAUACUAGGCUAAGCCACUGCAUGUGGUGUCGGCAUCCCAUGUGGGUGCCAGUUCCAGUCCCGUCUGCUCCACUUCCCAUCCAGCUCCCUUAAUGGCCUGGGAAAGCAUUGAAAGAUGGCUCAAGUGCUUGGGCCCCUGAAUCCAUGUGGGAGACCCAGAAGAAGCUCCUGGCUCCUGGCUUUGGAUUGGCCUACCUCCAGCUGUUGCAGCCAUUUGGGGAGCAAGUCAGUGAAUGGAAGACCUCUCUCUCUGCCUCUGUCUAUAACUGCUCUCAAAUAAAUAAAUAAAUAAAUACAUAAAUCUUUUUUUUUUUAAAGAAAUCCUCAAAAGUGCCAUGUGAUCUUGUUCUGAGUUCUUCAUCAAGAGCACACAGGUAGCAUUCUCCCUAAACUUUUCUGAAGGAUAUAUUCAUGAACUAAAAUCAUUGUUGGGUUUAAUGUACUAUGAAGAUUUUGUGCGUGCAGAGGAGGCUAUAGAAGGGGGAAUUCCCUGGGAGGGAAAUUGAGUGGAUUUCAAAGAAAAUAAAUUAGAGUUCCUUGGAACUCUUAGUACUCACAGAUUUGUGAAUUUAUUUUUUGCAUAGCAUAUAUUUCUAUAAUACAACUUGGUUAAUGAGAUGAUGCCCUCUUAUUUUUGACACCUGCUUUUAUGGAGGAAGGAGUAUGUCCCCAGUGUAGCAUGAUCUUUACCUGCAAAGUAGUAGCUAUACUUGUUGAAUUCCAUGUAAGGUCCUUUAGCACAUUUUACCUGUGUUGAUUCCAUCAUUCUAUACUUUUCCCAUUAUCAUAAAAAAGCAACCUACUUCCCAGGACUGUUGUGAGGAAUGACUUGGUACAAUGCAACAUUCUCAUUAGUGCAUCAGUACAUUUCACUUUGCUUUGUUCUUCAGGACUAAUUUUCAAACAAUGAUAAAAUGAACAAAAAACACUUUCAGAAAUGUUGGGAGAAAGUGAUUAGCAGUACUCAUCAACAGUCCUCACUUCUUCACCAGAAAAUGGAGGCAGUUUUGACCUUUGAUCAUACAGCAACUGCAUUUCAGAAUCUGAAUGCUGCCUGGCAUAUUUGUUGCUCUUAAGGACUAGAUUCUAACAACUAUAAUAUCAACUGAGAUCAUUACACUUGUUAGUUACUGAAUGCAUUUAGUGUGCCCUACACUACUCAAAAACAAGAUAUGUGGGCACAAAUGAGCAUCAUUUCUCUUGUCACACUGUGUAGUGUCCAUCAGAGAAUCUAGUCAGCACCUAUAGGGCACUGUAUGAAUCCAGCCACACUAUAGACUUGAUCUUGAACUUGAAAUACUAAAAAAGUCACUGGAGCUUCACUAGCAAAUUGAAUCCAACAUCAGGUUAAAAAGAUCAUUUAACAUGAUCAAAUGGGAUUCUUACAAGAAUGCAAGGAUGGUUCAACAUACUCAGAUCAAUAAAUGUGGUAUACAACACCGAAAGAACAAAGAACAAAAAUCAUAUGAUCAUCUAAACAAAUGCAGAAAAGACAUUUAAUAAGAUACAGCAUCCAUUCAUGAUUAAAAAAAAAAAAAAACCUCUGAGCACCUUAUGUAUAGAAAGAAGAUACCUCAACAUAAUAACCAUAUUUAACAAGCAAAUAGUUAACAUUAUAUUGAAUGUAGAAAACUUAAAGUUUUCUCUGCAAGAACUAGAACAAGGCAAGUGUGCUCAUUUCCACCACUUCUAUUCAGCAUAGAACUGGUGGUCUUAGCCAGAGCAACUAGGCAGGUGAAAGAAAUAAAGGGCUUCUGAAUUGGUAAAGAGCUAGUCAAAUUGACACUGUUUGCAGAUGACAUAAUAUUUUAUGUAGAAAACCCCAAAGACUCCACUAAAAAGGUGUUAGAACUAAUAAGCAAAUUCAACACAGUUUCAGCAAACAAAAUUUGACGUACAAAAAUUGAUAGCAUAGUUAUACGCCAAUAGUGAAUCAUCUGAAAAGGAAAUUAACACACAAAUAAAAUACCUGGAAAUAAAUUUAACCAAAAAAGUGAACAAUCACUCUAAUAAAAGCUGUAAGUCAUUGAUAAAAGAAAUCGAAGAGGACACAAAGAAAUGGAAAGAUACCUUCUGUUCAUGGAUUGGAAAAAUCAGUGUUGUUAAAAUGUGCACACUAUCCAAAGUGAUUUACAGAUUUAAUGUAAUCCUACCAAAAUCCCAAAGGUAUUUUUCACAGAACUAGGAGAAAUACUACUAAAAUUAGUAUGGAACCACAAAAAGCCCAAGUACCCAAAGUGAUCUUGAACAGAAAGAACAAAGGAGGCAUUUUAUUACCUACCUUUAAAAUAUAUUACAAAGCUACAGUAACUAAAACAGUGUAGUUUGGUAUAAAAAUAGACCCAUAGACAAAUGGAGCAGAAUAGAGACCAUACAGGUAAACUCACACAUUAGUAGCCAGUGAUCUUUGACAAACAUGCUACGAACAUCCACUGGAAAAAGGAAAGCCCUUUUAACAAAUGAUCCUGGGAAAAUUGGUUGGCCACAUACAGAAGAAUGAAACUAGACCCGUAUAUCUCACCACGUGCAAAAAUCAACUAAAAAUGGAUUAGAGACCUAAGUAUGAGACCUGAAACUGAGACUAUUAGAAGAAAACAUAGGACAAACAUUUCAGGACAUUGAAAUUGGCAAGAAUUUUCUAGAUCAGACCCCCAAAGCACAGGAAAUCAAGCUAAAAAAUAAAUAAAUGGGAUUUCAUCAAACUAAAGAGCUUCUGUACAGCAAAUGGAACAAUCAUCAGAAUGAAGACAAAACCUAUGAAAUGGGAGAAUACAUUUGCAAGCUACACAUCUGACAAGAGAUUAAUAUUGAGAAUAUAUAAGGAUUUCAACUUAAUAUCAAAAAAACCCUCCAGAUAAUUCAAUUUACUAAUGGACACUAGAUCUAAAGAGACAUUUCUCAAAGAUAGAAAUACAGAUUGCCAACAGGUACAUGAAAAAGUGCUCAGCAUAACCAAUCAUCAGGAAAUGCAAAUCAAAAGCACAAUGAGAUAUUACUUUACUCCGUUAAGAUUUGCUGUUAACAGAAGACAGCAAAUAAAAAGUGGUGUCAAGAAUGUGGAGAAAAAGAAACUUUUUUACAUUCUUAGUUAAGCUAGUACAGCCAUUUUGGGAAACAAUAUGAGGUCCUUCAGAAAGCUAAAAAUAGAUCUACAGUAUGAUCCAGUAAUCACAUUACUGGGUAUAUACCCAAGGGAAAUGAAAUCUAUAUGUCAAGAAGAUAUCUGCACUCCCAUGUGUAUUGCAGCACUAUGCACAACAGCAAGAAAUGGAACAACCUAGAUGUCCAUCCACCAGUGAAUGGAUGAAGAAAAUGUGGUAUAUAUAUAUACAAUGGAGUAUUAGCCAUUACAAGGACGAAAUAUUGUCAUUUGCAACACCAUGGAUGGAACUGGAGGUCAUUCUGUUAUGUGAAGAAAUCCAAGCACAGAAUGACAAGCAUCACAUGAUCUCACUCACAUCUGGAGUCCAAAAAACAGGUUAUCCCAGACAUUAAAAGCAUUAUGGUAGUUACCAGAGUCUGGAGUGGUAGGUGGAGAGGGAAAGAUGGAGGAAGAUUGAUUGACAGGUAUUAAGUUAUAGCUAGACAGGAAUAAAAAGUUGUGGGGUUCUACCGCACAGUAGGGUUACUAUAGAUAAUGGUGUACAAUGUAUUUCCCUAUUUAAAAAGCCUUAUAAGAUAGGAUUUUGGAUGUUUUUCCUAUAAAAAAUCUUAAAUGCUUGAAAGGAUAAAUAAAUUUAUACUGAUUGGAUAUUAUAU